GAGCUGCUUGCAGCUUAGUUCGGGUGUUGCAUAACCAUACUGCAGGUCCACAGUGUAGGAGGCAGUCAGUGUAGGUUCAACACCACUCAUCGGUUUACCUCUUCACAAUGGCAGCUCCUAAGAAAGUCUGCAUCAUUGGUUCUGGAAAUUGGGGUUCUGCCAUUGCCAAGAUAGUGGGGUCCAAUGCAGCACAGAAUUCAACAUUUGACAACACCGUAAAAAUGUGGGUGUUUGAGGAGACUGUGAAUGGGCGCAAACUGACUGAAAUAAUCAACACUGACCAUGAAAAUGUGAAGUACCUUCCUGGGCAUAAGCUACCAGAAAAUGUGCUGGCCGUCCCAGACCUGGUGGAGGCGUCCAGUGAUGCAGACAUUUUGGUGUUUGUGAUCCCGCACCAGUUCGUUGGGAAAGUGUGUGACACCAUACAGGGCAAGAUAAAGAGUGAUGCGCUGGGGAUUUCCCUUAUCAAGGGUGUAGACGAGGGGCCUGAUGGACUUAAACUAAUCUCUGAUGUGAUCCAGGAGAAGCUUGGUAUCACCAUGAGUGUGCUGAUGGGGGCCAACAUUGCCAAUGAGGUUGCUGAUGAGAAGUUUUGUGAGACCACCAUUGGGUGUAAGAAUAAAAACCACGGGGCUCUCCUGAAGGAACUCAUGCAGACCAACAACUUCCGAGUCACUGUCGUAGAAGAGUAUGAUGUGGUGGAAAUCUGUGGAGCCCUGAAGAACAUUGUUGCGGUUGGAGCAGGUUUCUGUGAUGGCCUGGGCUUCGGCGACAACACGAAGGCUGCAGUGAUCAGAUUGGGCCUGAUGGAGAUGAUUGCCUUUGCCCGCAUUUUCUGCACUGCCGGGCCUGUGUCCUCUGCAACCUUCCUAGAGAGCUGCGGGGUGGCUGACCUCAUCACAACCUGCUACGGCGGCCGCAACCGCAAAGUAGCCGAAGCUUUUGUGAAGACGGGGAAGUCCAUUGAGGAGCUGGAGAAAGAGAUGCUGAAUGGUCAGAAGCUGCAGGGACCAGCAACAGCAGCUGAAGUCUAUCUCAUCCUCAAGCACAAAAACCUAAUUGACAAGUUCCCUCUGUUCAAUGCAGUGUAUCAGAUCUGCUAUCAGGGCCAUCCAGUCUCAGAGUUCAUAAGCUGCUUGCAGAACCACCCAGAGCACAUGUAAAAACGGCAAACUGACCAAGUGCCUUCUAAAUGAAGAACAUUUCCAUUUUUCAUCUGUUACCUGUUAGAAACAGAUGGAGGAGAUGACCAAUCACUCCACAGUUGUCAUGCAACUAAAUGGCUCCAGUGAGUGGAGAGGUUGCAUAACAUUUGUGUGUUCAGCUCUCGUUCGACCACUUUGUCUUUUAACAUUCAGUUUCUGACAUCUUUGAAGUGCUUUCUUUAAUUUCCUGACAUAUAUAUUGAAACUUAAAGUAUAAAUGUUGGGGGGAGUGGUUCUUUCCCUAUGUGAUGGUCAGAUAGCUCUUUUUUCCUGAGAUUUUUAUUUUUUGUUUAGCCAGAUGAAAUCAGAAUGCAUGAUGUCACUUUUUAGACAGCAGCCAAAUUGAAAAUACUAAUACAGAAAUCCAGACUUUACAGGAUAUCAAAAUUAUCGUAAUUCGAUAUGAAUUUUAAAAAGCGUUUUGUUGAUGACAUUGACUCAGCCCUUGACUGCCAUUCAGCUACUAACAUGUUUGUACAAUGUUUAUUUGGCACUACAUCCUGCAUUCAGAUUUUGGCAGGGUCAACCACUCAGGGCAAAGACCUAUUGACAUCCUUCUGUAGAGGGAAUUAUCGUUAUCUAACAUUUUUGUUGCCGUCCAGUGAAUGCCUAUCCAUCAACAGAAGUUGUUUAGAGAUGUAAUACCUCAGUUCGUUAUGUCUUUGUAUGCUCUAAAGUGUCUUACAUAAUUCACUAUUUCCUGUCUUGUAACGUAUAUUAACAUACUGUCGAUCGCACAGCAACUGUUUUUAACAAAAUAAUGCAAGUGCCUUAUAAUGCACGGUUGCUAAGUCUUGGCCAUUGUCUUUGUUUGUUUUUUUUUGUCAAACCAAAGACUUAACAACUUAACGUCCGUCCACUAUGCCAUUUGUUAUUGUAACCCCGUUUUCACUCAGUUACGGCUAAUGUGUGUGGGAAAAUUGUGUUAACAUUUGUCUGAAUAAAUUUAUUCUGUCAUCAAA
Messenger RNA from Siniperca chuatsi (mandarin fish), 2167 nucleotides. RefSeq names its product glycerol-3-phosphate dehydrogenase [NAD(+)], cytoplasmic. The record is from RefSeq and is a predicted model, not a curated record. Gene Ontology annotation, molecular function: protein homodimerization activity; glycerol-3-phosphate dehydrogenase [NAD(P)+] activity; NAD binding. Gene Ontology annotation, cellular component: glycerol-3-phosphate dehydrogenase (FAD) complex; cytosol. Lineage: Eukaryota; Metazoa; Chordata; Actinopteri; Centrarchiformes; Sinipercidae. Gene Ontology annotation, biological process: glycerol-3-phosphate catabolic process; carbohydrate metabolic process. The coding region runs from base 108 to 1163 and encodes 351 amino acids. The transcript has 8 exons.